CAACCCUAACCACACCGUGCGUGGCUGCUUGUCAAGAACAUCAGUCAAAGAAAGCAGAUUCAUGAGAUUUUCAUAGUAUAAUUGUAUAUGUUUGUACUCAAGAUUAUAUAAACCAUGCCGAAAAAUAAAGGAAAAGGAGGUAAAAACAGGAGGAGGGGUAAGAACGAGAAUGAAACUGAGAAGCGUGAAUUAGUAUUCAAAGAAGACGGACAGGAGUACGCCCAAGUCACAAAAAUGCUCGGUAAUGGCCGCUUGGAGGCCAUGUGCUUCGAUGGCACUAAACGUCUUUGUCAUAUUCGAGGGAAGCUAAGAAAAAAGGUAUGGAUAAACCAAGGUGACAUCAUACUGAUAGGCCUACGAGAUUACCAAGACGCGAAGGCAGAUGUCAUCCUAAAGUACACUCCUGACGAGGCAAGGAAUCUGAAGACGUACGGAGAGUUCCCAGAAACAGUGCGUAUCAAUGAGACUGUGGUCUAUUCUGUGGAUGGUCUGGAUGAGGACAUUGAAUUCGGCGAUGAAGUCAGUUCAGAAGAUGAAGCUGAUGCCGUAGAUGCUAUAUGAGAACAUCAACCUCUAUAAUAUUUAUAUUGUUUACUGUAAGUCCGUGUACAUUGUUUCCCUGUUAUGAAUAAACAUGACUUGGUGAUUUUAGUGAUCAAAAUUAUUUCAUGAACCUCAUUUUAAAUUGUCUAGAACUAUCAGCGUAAUACUUUUAUGAAAACUUGUAGUGAAUACUGUACUGUUAUUUAUUUUUAUCACAAUCAACAUCAUAAUAUUGUGCAACAUUCCUUAGAUUAAUCAUUCACCUCUUGUUAUUGUUUCACCAAGUUUCAAGGAAUGUAUAUAAAUUAAACAUAAAAACCACAA
Leguminivora glycinivorella is the source of this 867-nucleotide messenger RNA. It is a transcript of the gene eIF1A, whose product is annotated as eukaryotic translation initiation factor 1A, X-chromosomal. Gene Ontology annotation, cellular component: cytoplasm. The transcript has a single exon. Gene Ontology annotation, molecular function: translation initiation factor activity; RNA binding. The record is from RefSeq and is a predicted model, not a curated record. Gene Ontology annotation, biological process: translational initiation. Lineage: Eukaryota; Metazoa; Arthropoda; Insecta; Lepidoptera; Tortricidae. Bases 115 to 561 code for a protein of 148 amino acids.